Pseudocercospora fijiensis CIRAD86 is the source of this 732-nucleotide messenger RNA. RefSeq lists its product as uncharacterized. The record is from RefSeq and is a predicted model, not a curated record. Gene Ontology annotation, biological process: cellular response to oxidative stress; cell redox homeostasis; hydrogen peroxide catabolic process. Lineage: Eukaryota; Fungi; Ascomycota; Dothideomycetes; Mycosphaerellales; Mycosphaerellaceae. The transcript is spliced from 5 exons. The coding region runs from base 97 to 609 and encodes 170 amino acids. Gene Ontology annotation, molecular function: thioredoxin peroxidase activity. Gene Ontology annotation, cellular component: peroxisome; mitochondrion; cytoplasm.
UGGUCGGCUGUACAAAAGUCUUCAUUUGUGUAACCUGCAAGCCCAAAGAGAUCAAUCCCCUACUUUCAAACACCCUCAUUCCAUUCCGCAACCAGCAUGUCGAAGCCAUUGAAGGUCGGCGACAAGUUCCCAGACGACGUCAAGUUCGACUGGGCGCCAAUUACCGACCCAGAUCCUACUGUCUGUGGUCUUCCACAGACAUACAAUGCGUCUAAAGAGUUCGCCGGCAAGAAAGUUGUGCUGGUCUCGGUGCCCGGUGCCUUCACUCCUGGCUGCCAAGCAUAUCAUCUUCCGCCAUAUAUCAAAAGCCUCGAUGAACUGAAGGCCAAGGGCGUGGAUCUCGUGGUAUUCAUUGCCAGUAAUGAUGUCUUCGUGAUGAAUGCAUGGGGCAAGGUGAACAAAGUCACUCCGGACCAUGAUAUACUGUUCAUGAGCGACACGAAAUCUUUCUUCUCCAAGAAUUAUGGCUGGGAUGCUGGGGUUGGGGACAGGAAUGGACGAUGGGCCAUGGUCAUCGAGAAAGAUGGCACAAUCAGCUAUGCCGAAGCCGAGAGUGGACCAGGCAAGGUCACAGUAUCUGGAGUAGAGGCAGUCCUGUCGAAAUUGUAGAUACGAACACUGGUUCACCUCUGCCCAGGUGGCAUAGAUGCCAAAUAGAGCAAGGAAAUUGAGUAGGUACAAUCACCAAAAGAUCUUGGAGAGACAAUGUCCAAUUCUUAAAGGCGUGACUUC